AUGAUAAGAGCGACGUCCGCGUCGCAGAGGACGGAGAUCUCGUGCGCCUUCUUCAGCAGCCCCGACCGCCGCUUCGAGAAGGUCACCUGUCGGUUGAUCUUAUUCUCGAUCCUCUUCAGUUGCACCCUCCCUCUCCCCAUUCCUCCAACCAAACCCAAAGCUGAUCGAUCGCCUCCUCCGCAACCAAAAUCCACCAAAAAAAAAAAAAAACAAACAACCAAAUGA
Molecule: messenger RNA, 225 nt
Organism: Spirodela intermedia
Lineage: Eukaryota; Viridiplantae; Streptophyta; Magnoliopsida; Alismatales; Araceae
Source: the annotation of a GenBank genome assembly